Messenger RNA from Paramecium tetraurelia, 852 nucleotides. RefSeq lists its product as uncharacterized. The transcript has 2 exons. NCBI's taxonomy places the organism in Eukaryota, Ciliophora, Oligohymenophorea, Peniculida, Parameciidae. The record is from RefSeq and is a predicted model, not a curated record.
AUGUUAAAUUUGGUUUACGAUUGUGAGGAAGUGUAUAGCUAUGAAAAUAAAGAAAUAAUAGAAAAAGUUUUAAAGUUUGACUCAAUAGGAGAAGUUAAUUUAGAUGAAAAAAAUAAAUCAAUCACAUAUAAAAUAAAUCGCAGAUAAUGUAUUCGAUUAAGAGAUUUGAUAUUUUGGAUUGAAUCAGACUUUGUACGUAUUCAUUUAGGAUAAUUGCUGCAUCUAAUCAUACUAUUAUUACAAUAAGUACGUUUAAUUGAAUCUCUAGGAAUUGAACAUGAUUAUCUUGAUUUAACUAGAAUUUGGCUUCAUUUAAGUAAUAAUAGUGAGCAUCCAAGUCUUAUUUAUCAAGCUUUGUAUUAUUCAAUUCAUUUUACAGGAUAUUAAUGUACAUUUUAUCAAAAGCAAUAUUCUUCAUAAAAUGCAUCUAUUAAUGUCAAAGAAAUAAUAUAAAUUAUCUUUAAUCGCUGUUUUUAUAAAAUUCAUUUAAAAUUUAAUAAUGUAGACAAAAGGAAUGAAAUAUAUAAUUCAAUAGUAAAACCAAUAAUGGAUUUAUGUAAGUCCAAUUCAAAUAAUAUUGAAAUCAUUACUUGUAUUUAAGAUAAAAUGAAGAAAUACAAUUAUUAAGAUGAUCUAAAGAAAAACCUCAUUUAAUGUUUGGAUAUAGAUGAUUAAUGUAAUGAUUAUGUUGGAUCUAACAGGCAAAAAUCUAUUCAAAAGGUUAAUGAAGAUUUAACACGAAUCGUAUCAUUUGGAAGUUAAUAUGGUUAAGUUACUAUUGAAUAUUUGUUAUCAGAAGCAAUUCCGAUGAUGAGUUAAUACUUUGGAAAACAAUUCAAAACUUUAGUUUGA